AUGGCGUCUUCUUCUAGAGCGAGAAGCAGCUCCCCGUUCUCUUAUAGGAAACCUUCAAGUCCGUUCUCUUCUGCUUCUUCAACAACUUCUUCUUAUAAUAACAGGCUAAUGCCUCGCUCUUGCUCGACUUCUGCUUCUUCAUUUUUCGGUUCGCGGUCCGUGACGCCAAGUCGAGCUCGGUCUGAUUCAAUGCAAUACAGCGGUCCACGUGGAGGCGGUGGUUAUGGCGGUAGUCGGACUCCGGUCGGGUUCGGGUCGGAGGAGUUGAUGGCUGAACCGAUUGAUCAGCCGAGGACUGGUGGUGAUAGUAUUUCGGUUACUAUUCGGUUUAGACCGUUGAGGGUUCAGUUGUCUGAUUGGGAUGUGUUUGGAUACAGUGAAAGGGAGUUCCAGAGAGGGGAUGAGAUAGCAUGGUAUGCGGAUGGGGAUAAGAUUGUUAGGAAUGAGUAUAAUCCAGCUACUGCUUAUGCGUUUGAUAAGGUGUUUGGACCACACACGGUAUCUCAAGAUGUGUAUGAGGUUGCAGCAAAACCUGUAGUCAAGGCUGCGAUGGAAGGUGUUAAUGGAACUGUUUUUGCGUAUGGUGUUACUAGUAGUGGAAAGACGCAUACUAUGCAUGGAGACCAAAAUUCUCCUGGUAUUAUACCACUGGCCAUAAAGGAUGUUUUCAGUAUGAUCCAAGAGACUCCAGGAAGAGAGUUCCUACUGCGCGUGUCCUAUCUUGAAAUUUACAAUGAGGUGAUAAAUGACUUGCUUGAUCCAACAGGUCAAAAUUUGCGUGUUAGAGAAGAUGUACAGGGCACUUAUGUAGAGGGUAUAAAGGAAGAAGUGGUUUUGUCUCCUGGGCAUGCUCUUUCUUUCAUUGCUGCCGGAGAAGCUGGAUCCGAGAGUUCAAAAACUGAAACAACUGGAAUAAGGAGAAAGGAAGGAUCUUACAUAAACAAAAGCCUUCUAACUCUUGGAACUGUGAUUGGAAAACUGAGUGAAGGAAGGGCAUCUCAUGUUCCAUAUCGAGAUUCCAAACUUACUCGCCUUUUGCAGUCUUCAUUGAGUGGGCAUGGGCAUGUUUCGCUUAUCUGUACUGUUACUCCUGCAUCAAGUAACAUGGAAGAAACUCAUAAUACAUUGAAGUUUGCUAGCAGGGCAAAGCGGGUUGAAAUCUAUGCCUCGCGCAAUAAGAUUAUUGAUGAGAAAUCUUUAAUCAAGAAGUAUCAAAGAGAAAUCUCAACACUCAAGCAGGAACUUGAUCAGUUAAGGCAGGGGAUGCUUGUUGGUGUCAGCCAUGAGGAGAUUCUGACCUUAAGGCAAAAGUUGGAGGAAGGUCAAGUGAAGAUGCAGUCAAGAUUGGAGGAGGAAGAAGAAGCCAAGGCUGCCCUCAUGAGUAGGAUCCAGAGGCUAACCAAACUCAUACUUGUCUCUACAAAGAAUACGAUUCCUGGAUUGACUGAUGUUCCAGGUCAUCAGCGGAGCCAUUCUGUUGGUGAGGAUGAUAAAUUGGAUGUUCUGCGGGAAGGUGCUUCACUUGCAGAAAAUGAAAAUCAGGACUCUCCAUCUUCUGUUUCUUUGAUUGCAUCAGAUCAAACUUAUGAAUUUAAACAUAGAAGAUCUUCCAGCAAGUGGAAUGAAGAACUCUCACCAGCUAGCAGUACUUUUACUGAAUCGACUCAAGCAGGCGAACUUAUGAGUGCUUCAAAAUUGGCACCAGGCGGGAUGACCCAAGAUCAGAUGGACCUUCUUGUGGAGCAGGUUAAAAUGCUUGCUGGAGAGAUUGCAUUCAGCACUAGUACCCUGAAGCGCCUCGUGGAGCAGUCUGUAAAUGAUCCUGAUAGCUCAAAAACUCAAAUCCAGAACUUGGAACGUGAGAUCCUGGAAAAGAAGAGGCAAUUGAGAGUCUUAGAACAACGCAUUAUUGAGAGUGGUGAGGCUUCGAUUGCUAAUGCCUCAUUGGUUGAUAUGCAGCAGACAGUUAUGAGAUUGAUGACCCAAUGCAAUGAGAAGGCUUUUGAGCUGGAGUGGUCCGAGAACAAAGAAUUGCAAGAAAAGAUGACUCUUCUGGAGCAGCGGUUGUCUUCACUCUCCGGUGACAAAGCAUCGCUAAACUUUGAAUACAAUGCAUCUGAAGAAUAUGUUGAUGAGUUGAAAAAGAAAGUUCAGUCCCAGGAGGUUGAGAAUGAAAAGCUAAAGAUAGAACAGGUCCAGCUUUCUGAGGAGAAUAGUGGAUUACGGGUGCAAAAUCAGAAAUUGUCUGAAGAAGCUUCUUAUGCAAAGGAACUGGCCUCUGCUGCCGCAGUUGAGCUGAAAAAUUUAGCUGGUGAAGUGACCAAGCUCUCGUUACAGAAUGCAAAAUUGGAACAAGAAUUGGUGGCUGCACGAGAAUCUGUGCAUUCUAGAGGUGCUGGCAUGCAAUCAGUUAAUGGAGUUAACCGCAAGUACAAUGAUGGCAUAAGACCAGGGAGAAAGGGGCGGUUCUCUGGCAGAGGAAAUGAGAUAUCAGGAAGUCAUUCUGGUGACUUUGAGUCGUGGAAUCUGGAUCCAGAUGAUUUGAAACUGGAACUGCAGGCAAGAAAACAACGCGAAGCAGCACUUGAGGCAGCUUUGGCUGAAAAGGAAUUUAUAGAAGAUGAAUACAGGAAAAGGUGUGAAGAGGCAAAGAAAAGGGAGGAGGCUCUGGAAAAUGACUUAGCAAACAUGUGGGUGCUUGUUGCGAAGUUAAAGAAAGAGGGGAGUGUUAUCCCUGGGAUGAAUGCUGAUGAAAGGCAAAGUGAUGGUAUGGAUCAUACUAGUGAUCCCAAAGCCAAUGGAGUCGAAGUUGAUCAUAAUAGCAUCCUAAAAGAGAGACAAGAUUUGGAUGCAUCACAAGAAGUUGAUGAAACUCCUAAGGAACAGCCCCUUGUUGUUCGGUUAAAGGCGCGAAUGCAAGAGAUGAAGGAAAAAGAGCUCAAAUACUUGGGAAAUGGAGAUGCCAAUUCCCAUGUGUGCAAAUAUGUAAAUCUUGUUCGCUUGCUUGUUCUGAGUGUCCAAUUUGUCGCACAAAGAUUGCAGAUAGGCUUUUUGCAUUUACUUGACACUGCGGCGUGGACCCUCCAAAUGAAGGUUGCUAGGAAUUUUUCUAUGCCUUGGAUUCCCGUUGUCAAACUCGAUCAGUUUUACCUUGGUCAUGCUUCCUCCAAGUUCGCAGAGCCUUCUAGACUAAAAGCUUGA
Dovyalis caffra is the source of this 3201-nucleotide messenger RNA. NCBI's taxonomy places the organism in Eukaryota, Viridiplantae, Streptophyta, Magnoliopsida, Malpighiales, Salicaceae. The record is from the annotation of a GenBank genome assembly.